GUCUGUAUUUGUCUCUGCAGGUUGAAAGGAUGUGAUCUGACUUCCUCCUGCUGUGAUGAUCUCCGCUCCAUUCUUAUCACUAACCGAUCCCUCACCAGACUGGAUUUAUCAGAUAAUGAUCUCCAAGACUCUGGAAUGAGACGUCUGUGUGAGGGACUCCGACAUCCUGGCUGUACUCUGCAGGAGCUGAGAAUAUUUAGGUGUAAUGUGACAUUAUGGUGCUGUGAUGAUCUCUGCUCCGUGAUCUCCACAAACCGAACUCUGACCAGACUGGAGGUGAUAUUGUAUGAGGAUGAGGAUGGUGAGAAGAUGUCGGACUCAGAAGGGGAUCGUUGUUAUCAGGUCCUCCGGAAUGCCGGCUUCACUGUGGAUAGAGAACGGGAUGUACCAUGGUGGGAUGUAUCUAUACACAGAAGAAGAUUAGAAAAUGGUCUGUGGGAAGUCCUCCCCCCCCCUUGCAGGUAAUACACAGAUCCUGAUAUGA
Staurois parvus is the source of this 484-nucleotide messenger RNA. NCBI's taxonomy places the organism in Eukaryota, Metazoa, Chordata, Amphibia, Anura, Ranidae. The record is from the annotation of a GenBank genome assembly.